AUGAUGUGCCAGCUGGCGCGCGGGGCGCAGAGCCCCAAACAGCCAGCUGCCCCAGCCCUGCCGCUGCUGCUCGAGCUGUCUCCCCGCCCUGGGGCCCAGCUUCCCUCCCCUGAACUAAGUAAGCCUGGGAGUCCGGUGAAGGAGCAGGAGCAGGGUCAUGCCCAAGCCACCCCCGAGGACCCCCUGAGCCUACACCCCUGCCACCACCCAUUCGGUGGCUCACCCCCAUCCCACCGCCCCGACCCCCAGGGCAGCAAGGAGCGCUUCCACUGGCAGAGCCACAACGUGAAGCAGAGCGGCGUGGACGACAUGGUGCUGCUGCCCCAGAUCACCGAGGACGCCAUCGUGGGCAACCUUCGCAAGCGCUUCAUGGAUGACUACAUCUUCACCUACAUCGGCUCCGUGCUCAUCUCCGUCAACCCCUUCAAACAGAUGCCCUACUUCACUGACCGCGAGAUCGACCUCUACCAGGGCGCGGCCCAGUACGAGAAUCCCCCGCACAUCUAUGCCCUCACGGACAACAUGUACCGCAACAUGCUCAUCGACUGUGAGAACCAGUGUGUCAUCAUCAGCGGAGAGAGUGGAGCUGGGAAGACGGUGGCAGCCAAAUACAUCAUGGGCUACAUUUCCAAGGUGUCCGGCGGGGGCGAGAAGGUCCAGCACGUGAAGGACAUCAUCCUGCAGUCAAACCCGCUGCUCGAGGCCUUCGGCAACGCCAAGACCGUGCGCAACAACAACUCCAGUCGUUUUGGCAAGUACUUUGAGAUCCAGUUCAGCCGAGGCGGGGAGCCGGACGGGGGCAGGAUCUCCAACUUCCUGCUGGAGAAAUCCCGCGUGGUCAUGCAGAACGAAAACGAGAGGAACUUCCACAUCUACUACCAGCUGCUGGAAGGGGCCUCCCAGGAGCAGCGACAGAACCUGGGGCUCAUGACCCCCGACUACUAUUACUACCUCAACCAAUCGGACACCUACAAGGUGGACGGCACCGAUGACCGGAGCGACUUCGACGAGACCCUGAGCGCCAUGCAGGUCAUCGGGAUCCCGCCCAACGUCCAGCAGUUGGUCCUGCAGCUCGUGGCGGGGAUCUUGCACUUGGGAAACAUCAGCUUCUGCGAAGAUGGGAAUUACGCCCGGGUGGAAAGUGUGGACCUCCUGGCCUUUCCCGCCUACCUCCUGGGCAUCGACAGCGGGCGGCUGCAGGAAAAGCUGACCAGCCGCAAGAUGGACAGCCGCUGGGGCGGGCGCAGCGAGUCCAUCGAUGUGACCCUCAACGUGGAGCAGGCGGCCUACACCCGCGACGCCCUGGCCAAGGGGCUCUACGCCCGUCUCUUCGACUUCCUGGUGGAGGCCAUCAACCGUGCCAUGCAGAAGCCCCAGGAGGAGUACAGCAUCGGUGUACUCGACAUCUACGGCUUCGAGAUCUUCCAGAAAAACGGCUUUGAGCAGUUCUGCAUCAACUUUGUCAACGAGAAGCUGCAGCAGAUCUUCAUCGAGCUCACCCUGAAGGCUGAGCAGGAGGAGUACGUGCAGGAGGGCAUCCGCUGGACCCCCAUCCAGUACUUCAACAACAAAAUCGUCUGUGACCUCAUCGAAAACAAGCUGAACCCCCCAGGCAUCAUGAGCGUCCUGGAUGACGUGUGCGCCACCAUGCAUGCCACGGGCGGGGGCGCCGACCAGACGCUGCUGCAGAAGCUGCAGGCGGCCGUGGGCACCCAUGAGCACUUCAACAGCUGGAGCAGCGGCUUCGUCAUCCACCACUAUGCAGGCAAGGUAUCCUAUGACGUCAGUGGCUUCUGCGAGAGGAACCGGGAUGUUCUCUUCUCCGACCUCAUAGAGCUGAUGCAGACCAGUGAGCAGGCCUUCCUCCGGAUGCUCUUUCCCGAGAAGCUGGAUGUAGACAAGAAGGGCCGCCCCAGCACCGCGGGCUCCAAGAUCAAGAAACAAGCCAACGACCUGGUGGCCACGCUGAAGAGAUGCACACCCCACUACAUCCGGUGCAUCAAACCCAACGAGACCAAGAGGCCACGUGACUGGGAGGAGAGCAGGGUCAAGCACCAGGUGGAGUAUCUGGGCCUGAAGGAGAACAUCAGGGUGCGCCGGGCCGGCUUUGCGUACCGCCGCCAGUUUGCAAAGUUCCUGCAGAGACCUCAGCACUCACCCCCAAGCUGCCUCAACACAGAUCCAGACCCCCUAAACCCCAGGUCUGCCCUUCCCGGCCCCCCUCAGCAGCCCGCCCCACCCCCACCCCCGUCCCAGGGGACUCAGGCCACCCUCCUGUCCAGGGUCAAGCACCAGGUGGAGUAUCUGGGCCUGAAGGAGAACAUCAGGGUGCGCCGGGCCGGCUUUGCGUACCGCCGCCAGUUUGCAAAGUUCCUGCAGAGAUUUGUCUGCAUCAACUUCCUAGAGCUUCUCCCUGUGGACACGCUUUCCACCAAGAAACCAAAACUCUUCCUUCUGGAGGAGAUGAGAGAGCGAAAGUUCGACGGCUUUGCCCGCACCAUCCAGAAGGCCUGGCGGCGCCACGUGGCGGUCCGGAAGUACGAGGAGAUGCGGGAGGAAGCUUCCAACAUCCUGCUGAACAAGAAGGAGCGGAGACGGAACAGCAUCAACCGGAACUUCGUCGGGGACUACCUGGGCCUGGAGGAGCGGCCGGAGCUGCGGCAAUUCCUGGGCAAGAGGGAGCGCGUGGACUUCGCCGACUCGGUCACCAAGUACGACCGCCGCUUCAAGCCCAUCAAGAGGGACUUGAUCCUGACGCCCAAGUGUCUGUACGUGAUCGGGCGGGAGAAGGUGAAGAAGGGACCUGAGAAGGGUCAGGUGCGUGAGGUCCUGAAGAAGAAGCUGGAGAUCCAGGCCCUGCGGGGAGUCUCCCUCAGCACGCGCCAGGACGACUUCUUCGUCCUCCAAGAAGACGCGGCCGACAGCUUCCUGGAGAGCAUCUUCAAGACCGAGUUCAUCAGCCUCCUGUGCAAGCGCUUCGAGGAGGCGGCGCGGAGACCCCUGCCCCUCACCUUCAGUGACACACUACAGUUCCGGGUGAAGAAGGAGGGCUGGGGCGGAGGUGGCACCCGCAGCGUCACUUUCUCCCGUGGCUCCGGCGACGUGGCUGUGCUCAAGGCCAGCAGCCGGGCUCUCUCGGUCAGCGUGGGCGACGGACUGCCCAAAAGCUCCAAGCCUACACGGAAAGGGAUGGCCCAGGGAAGACCUCGAAGGUCGGCCCCGGCCCCUACUCGGGCAGCCCCGAGGCCCCCCAGAGGCCCAGACCGCAACGGGGUGCCCCCCUCUGCCAGAGGGGGCCCCUUGCCCCUGGAGAUCACAUCUGGAGGGGGCUCCCAGCGGCCUCCUCGGGGCCCUCCGUCCUCAGCCCUGGGGGCCAGCAGACGCCCCAGGGCGCGGCCCCCCUCAGAGCACAACACAGAAUUCCUCAAUGUGCCUGACCAGGGCAUGGCUGGCAUGCAGAGGAAGCGUAGUGUGGGGCAGCGCCCUGUGCCCGGGGUGGGCCGGCCCAAGCCCCAGCCACGGACACACGUCCCGAGGUGCCGGGCGCUGUACCAGUACGUGGGCCAAGACGUGGACGAGCUGAGCUUCAACGUGAAUGAGGUCAUCGAGAUCCUCAUGGAAGAUUCCUCGGGCUGGUGGAAAGGCCGGCUACACGGUCAGGAGGGCCUCUUCCCAGGAAACUACGUGGAGAAGAUCUGAGCCGGGGGUCCCCCGGAGUCUGCUCGCCCGCCUGCCCGACGGGGGGGCCAGGCCCUGCCAGCGGGGGUCUCGCUUUCCUUGGCUGCCUUGGCCACAAGGUCGAGUCCUGUGGCCUCCAGCCCAGCCCAGCCCAGCUCAGCCCAGGCCCUGGGUCUGGGGGGUCACCAUUGCAGCCACCCCCGGGCCCUGGCCUCCCCCAUGUCACACCUGCUAGUCAAGUCCCCGUUUCCUCCUGUGUCACACGGAGCUGACAGCGGAACCUACCUCCCAGCUGCCUUGUGAGAACGAAAUGAGUCGAGUCACGUUGGCGAAGUGCAGGGCCCAGUCGGGGGGGCCUUGACAAGCGUGACUUCCCUCCUUCCCUCAUCACUGGGGCAAUAAACGUUUGCCAGGUGGAAACGGAAUUCACUUACU
Molecule: messenger RNA, 4113 nt
Organism: Equus quagga
Lineage: Eukaryota; Metazoa; Chordata; Mammalia; Perissodactyla; Equidae
Gene: MYO1F
Product: myosin IF
Exons: 31
Coding region: 1-3699 (1232 amino acids)
Biological process (GO): actin filament organization; vesicle transport along actin filament
Cellular component (GO): plasma membrane; myosin complex; microvillus
Molecular function (GO): actin filament binding; microfilament motor activity; ATP binding
Source: RefSeq, a predicted model, not a curated record